Molecule: messenger RNA, 1323 nt
Organism: Aspergillus ruber CBS 135680
Lineage: Eukaryota; Fungi; Ascomycota; Eurotiomycetes; Eurotiales; Aspergillaceae
Product: succinate--CoA ligase (GDP-forming) subunit beta
Exons: 7
Coding region: 1-1323 (440 amino acids)
Biological process (GO): succinyl-CoA metabolic process; tricarboxylic acid cycle
Cellular component (GO): mitochondrion; succinate-CoA ligase complex
Molecular function (GO): succinate-CoA ligase (ADP-forming) activity; ATP binding; metal ion binding
Source: RefSeq, a predicted model, not a curated record
AUGUUCAAGCUUGCCCGUAGCCGCCCAUUUGCGACGGCCUUCCGUGCUGCGACGGGGCCCCCCAGAAUCGCUCAGCAACAGAGAAACCUCUCCAUCCACGAGUACCUGUCCGCAAAUUUGCUGAAGUCGUAUGGCAUCGGCAUGCCCAAGGGCGAGGUCGCCCGUUCCGCUGAGGAAGCCGAGGCUGUCGCCAAGUCGCUCGGUAACGACGACAUGGUCAUCAAGGCUCAGGUCCUCGCUGGCGGUCGUGGUAAAGGUCACUUCGACAAUGGCCUCAAGGGAGGUGUGCGCGUGAUUUACUCGCCCACCGAGGCUAAAAUGUUCGCCGGCCAAAUGAUCGGACAAAAGCUCAUCACCAAGCAAACUGGCGCCGCUGGCCGUGCUUGCAAUUCCGUCUACAUCUGUGAGCGCAAGUUCGCCCGCAGGGAAUUCUACCUCGCCGUUCUCAUGGACCGUGGCUCUCAGACCCCCGUCAUUGUCGCCUCAUCGCAGGGUGGUAUGGACAUUGAGGCUGUCGCCAAGGAAAACCCCGAGGCUAUCAUCACCACUCCCAUCGACAUCAACGUUGGCGUUACCGACGAGAUCGCCCGCAACAUUGCCACCAACCUUGGCUUCUCUGAACAAUGCAUCGAGGAUGGCAAGACCACCAUCCAGAACCUGUACAAGGUCUUUAUGGAGAAGGAUGCCACUCAGAUUGAGAUCAACCCUCUUUCGGAGACCUCCGACCACCAGGUUCUGGCCAUGGAUGCUAAGCUGGGCUUUGACGAAAACGCCGAAUUCAGACAGAAGGAGGUCUUCUCGUGGAGGGACACCACCCAGGAGGACGCUGAUGAGGUCAAGGCUGCUGAGCACGGGUUGAACUUCAUCAAGCUUGACGGUGACAUUGGAUGCUUGGUCAACGGCGCUGGUCUCGCCAUGGCCACCAUGGAUAUCAUCAAGCUCAACGGCGGUAACCCUGCCAACUUCCUUGACGUUGGCGGUGGUGCUACCCCCGCUGCUAUCAAGUCCGCUUUCGAGUUGAUCACCAGCGACCCCAAGGUUUCUGCCAUUUUCGUCAACAUUUUCGGUGGUAUCGUCCGCUGUGACGCCAUCGCCCAGGGUCUGAUCAACGUUGUUCAGGAGAUGGGUCUCCGCACUCCUAUCAUUGCCCGUUUGCAGGGUACCAACAUGGAGCAGGCUAACAAGCUGAUCAAUGACUCUGGUCUCAAGAUCUUCUCCAUUGAAGACCUCCAGAACGCUGCCGAGAAGUCGGUUCAGUUCUCGAAGGUUGUCAAGAUGGCUCGCGAGAUUGACGUCGGUGUUGAGUUCACUCUCGGCAUCUAA